This is a messenger RNA of Cyprinus carpio (common carp), 1344 nucleotides long. RefSeq names its product CD209 antigen-like protein E. NCBI's taxonomy places the organism in Eukaryota, Metazoa, Chordata, Actinopteri, Cypriniformes, Cyprinidae. Gene Ontology annotation, biological process: biological process involved in interspecies interaction between organisms. Bases 486 to 1223 code for a protein of 245 amino acids. Gene Ontology annotation, molecular function: fucose binding; D-mannose binding. The record is from RefSeq and is a predicted model, not a curated record. Gene Ontology annotation, cellular component: external side of plasma membrane. The transcript is spliced from 5 exons.
AACUAAACACUAAUAAACUCACAAUAUCCAGUUUUUCAUAUAAUGAAUAAGAGUAUUUUUUCACAUUUAUAUCAGCUAUUGUAUGUAUUCAUAUACUAUCUUAGUAAAUAAAUGGCAGAACACUGACCUCUACAUAUACACUGAGUAAAUGCCUAUGCGAAUAUCCUGUUGCCACCCACUUGUGUGUAAACUGAAACAUGAAGGCAUCUUUUGAAGCCAUUUUUCCUAGCAUCAUCCUCUCUGUCCCAGCUUAAAAACAUCAUUCAUUCCCUUCCAGUUUAUUGCCAUCAAUACAAAGGUCCAGUAAGGCCUGUUUUAGCGUGUCUGAGUCUGUAUGCAGAGAGUUUCAAAGUACUCUGCGUCUAAAUUAAUGAAGCCACUUCCUGUUUAGGGUUAGUCCUAUAUUUAAAAGACAAGAGAAACCGUUCCUAUCAUUCAACCACAACUCAUCUGUGAACACAUGCUGCAGGACAUAAGAGCGAACUAUGGAAUUAGAAGCCAUUUAUGAAAAUACUGAAAAUGAAGAUAUGAAGGACACAUGUGCACCUCAAAUACAGAGUCGCUGCCAGGAUGAAGGAAAAGCUCAAAAGCAAAGAGGAAGUAGAUGUUUGGUGUUGAUCACAGUGGGUCUCGGGCUCAUUUGUGUUCUUCUGCUGGUCUUCAUCAUACUGCAGCACAUCACCAUCACACCAGAGAGAGACCCGAUAAAGAGUUACAAGAACACAGUUGAAGAGUUCAAUCAAACCAUCAACAGCUUACAGGACAAUUACACUGAUCUAAUGACUGAAAAACACCAACUGCAGAACAACUUCAGCUCUUUGAGUCAGAAGAACCUGGAGUUAGAGACUGAACUAAGGAAAUUAUCAAGACGAGGUAGUGGCAUGCUUUUCAUGUCCACUGAGUUGAAGAGCUGGUCUGACAGCAGGCAGUACUGCAGGGAUCGUGGAGCUGAUCUGCUCAUUAUCAACACUGAAGAGAAGCAGAGGCUUGUAUCUACUUUAUUCAAAGAGACUGUGUGGAUUGGUUUGUCUGACAGAGAGCAGGAGGGCAACAUGAAAUGGGUGGAUAAUUCACCACUGAAACAAGGGUUUUGGGAAAGUAAUGAGCCGAAUGAUGCGGGUGGAAAUGAAGACUGUAUUGAACUGAAUCCUGCAAAAUCUGUCCUGAACAACUGGAAUGAUAUCCCAUGCACAGAUGAGAGAAAAUGGAUCUGUGACAAUUAGUGUGACAGGUUUAGCGUUUUGGAUGUUUGCUUAUAUAUUUGUGUACAUCUCAAAGGGGAAGAUCCUUGGUGUUGCAUUACCGCCAUCUCCUGGAGCUAUAGUUACUUCACAUGUAAAUCAA